AUGGUACAACAAUCUAAAUAUGGAAGUAAUGCUACCAAAGAUCCAAAUUUUCAUUUGUCAAUAUUUCUUGAAAUCUGUGAUAUAUUUAAAUUUAAUGGUGUUAGUGAUGAUGCAAUUAAACUUCGAUUGUUUCCAUUUUCGCUAAGGGACAAGGCCAAGGUUUGGUUACAAUCUCAUCCUCCAAAUACUUUUACUACUUGGGUUGAAUUAGCUAAGGCUUUUCUUAAUAAAUUCUUUCCACCUGGAAAAACUGCUAAAUUUAGAAUGGAUAUAACUAGUUUCUCUCAACAGGAAGGAGAGACAUUGUACGAAGCUUGGGAGCGCUAUCGGGAGUUACAACGAAGAUGUCCUCAUCAUGGUUUACCAGAUUGGCUAAUAGUCCAAACAUUUUACAAUGGUCUCACCUAUCCGACAAAGACGCAUGUAGAUGCGGCAGCGGGAGGAGCGUUGAUGGGAAAGUCAGCCGAGGAACCUCAACAAUUGAUUGAAAAAAUGGCAGCUAAUAAUUAUCAAUGGGCUAACGAACGAGGUAAUAUAAGGAGAACCGCAUGUAUGCUUGAAGUAGAUACCUUGAAUAUGUUAACUGCAAAGAUGGAUAAUGUGGUUAAGAUACUUAACAGGCAAGUUGGUUCUAGUUCUAACCAAGGAGUAGUUGUUGCGUGUUGUAAUAACUAUGGAGGAAACCAUGAUGAUUCUAUGUAUUCUAGCAGUGAACAGGUUCAAUAUCUCAAUAAUUACAACCGUCCACCCCAAAAUAACCGAUACUCCAAUACCUAUAAUCCAGGGUGGCGUAAUCAUCCAAACUUUGAAUGGAAAGAUCAAGGCAAUCAACCAAGGCUAGCAAAUUCGUCGGGAUUUCAACCGAGACAACCACAAAUGAAAACUAAACCAAGUUGGGAGAUCGCAGUUGAAAAGCUUGCUAAGGUGACUUCGGAUAGAUUCGAGCGAGUUGAGGGACAGUUGGACCAAUUGGCCGGGAUGUACAGAAACUUGGAGGUUCAAAUUGGUCAAAUUGCCAAUGUGAUCAACAACAGAAACCCUGGUGAAUUGCCAAGUAAAAUCGAAGUGAAUCCGAGAGAGCAUGUCAAUGCUAUCACUCUUAGAAGUGGUAAAAUGGUUGAAGGACCUGACUCUAGUGAUUCAAGUGGUGAAAAAGAUAAGGAGCAAGCAUAUGAAGGAGUAAAACCAAGCCAAAAUGAUAAUGUAGUCAUUAAUAUUGAUGAACCUCCUCCUCAAUUAAAUUCUAAUGUGAUUCCUUUUUCUCACAGGUUGAAGAAAGAUGGACAGGAUCGGGAGUUUGAAAAGUUCUUCAAAAUGUUUAAACCAUUGCGUAUUAACAUUCCUUUCAUUGAUGCUAUAACACAGAUUCCCUCUUAUGCGCUUUUCUUGAAAGAUAUCAUGUCAAUGAAGAGGAAAAUUGUAGAUAAUGAGAUGAUAGCAUUAACGGAAGAGUGUGCAAGUGUAUCACUUAUGCCAUUAUUGGUUGCCUGGAGGUUGGGACUUCAAGAGUUGAAAGCUACCAAUAUCACAUUGCAAUUGGCGGAUCGGUCAAUCACACAUCCAAUCGGUAUUUUGGAAAAUGUGCUCAUAAGGGUAAGACAAUCUAUAAUACUUGUGGAUUUUGCUGUCUUAGAUAUUGAGGAAGAUGUGAGAAUGUCAAUUAUUCUAGGACGACCGUUUUUAGCCACCACACGAACUAUAAUUGAUGUUGAAAAAGGUACUAUGCCAAGGGGAAGAAGAGUGAUACCUUCAUCCUCCAGCAGUGAGGAGAGGGAGGCUAAUGAAGAAAUGAAAGUGUCUGAGGAGGAGAGUUCACCUUCUCCGCCACCAGUUUCUCGACAGUCAGGAGAGGGCACCUCCCAUGGAGCGGCAACCACUGUGUUCGACAGUGCGAGAUUCAACAAUCGUAGGAAUAAAAAAUGGCAUGAGGAGCAUGCUAAUUUGGAGUUCUUGUUUGAGAUGCACGUGAGUCCACUAGUUGAGAUGAUGUACAACAUCUCGGAGACUUUUGCUCAACUUGGAUGGGCUCCGAUUCUCACCCUACCAGACCAUUACUACCCCGAUUUGGUGCGAGAAUUUUACGCCAAUAUUGGGAGUAAGGCGCAUCAUAGUAGAGAAAUGGUUGAGUCCUGA
This is a messenger RNA of Coffea arabica (coffee), 2133 nucleotides long. NCBI's taxonomy places the organism in Eukaryota, Viridiplantae, Streptophyta, Magnoliopsida, Gentianales, Rubiaceae. The record is from RefSeq and is a predicted model, not a curated record.